AUGGCCACCAAGGAGCCCCGAACUUACGCCUUUGGAUUUUUAUGUCUGGAAUACUUUGAAAGAGAAAAAAAACAAUCUGAUGUUGGCUCAUCGAGCUGUCCCCAGCAGCAGAGACCGAAUGAGAAAAAAUGCAGGAAGCCAUUCCCUAACAUUUACAAGCCGAUUCGCUCGGCAAGGGACGAAACGCCAUCUCAAGAUUGUAGCGGGAGUAUUACGAUUAAAAGCGAAAAUAGAAUAGGUGACGUUUCCAAAGAAAGGAAUAACCCCCAUAAGGCGGAGGACGCUGUUUCGCCAGUAUUUGGAUUGACCGAAGAAAGACUUUACAACCUCCUCAUCCAGUUUACCGUAUCUCCAGAGGAUCUCUUUUCUAAUGGGUAUCCACAGGUGGAUAAGGUUAAGAACCAAGUCCGCUUGUUCGAACAUUGUUUCGGAAUCCUUCAAGGAUUCCGAAGAAAUUGGCUGAUAUUGAGGAGGAUUUUGAUCGGAAUUCACCGACAGCAGUUGAGAGGACCUGCGUUAGAUGCAACGACCUUCUUCGUCAAUGACCAUGGUUACUUGACGGAACAUCAACAGUGCUUCUACCAUUGGGGGAAAAUCUCUUACUGUCGCCAUACAUGCUGUGAAAAUACUUCAGGAUCAAAAGGUUGCACUUCAUCGAAACACCACGUCUGGAAUGGGACGGUGGUCAACGAGGCGCUGCAAGGUUUCAGUGUUAUAGAGUUCGAGGAACUUUGCAGGGUAACCGUUUUGGAAUUUGACGGGGCGACAGUGUAUGAUUAUUUUGUGCAACCGGAGGAAGAAGUUGUCGACUAUAAUACCAGAUUUUCUGGAGUAACGGAAAGUGACGUGUACGGGCAAAAUUCGAAAACUUUCAAAGAGGUGCAAAGUGAUCUAUUGACUUUUAUUAACGAGGACACCAUACUGAUCGGACACGCGUUGGACAACGAUUUGCGAGUGCUGAAACUGGUCCAUUCUAAAAUUGUGGACACGUCUCUGAUUUUCCCGCACCAACGCGGUUUUCCCUUCAGGAACUCCCUGAAGAAUUUGAUGUCAGUUCAUCUCAACAAACAAAUUCAAACAUCCAAUCAUGGAAAUAGUCCAUAUGAGGAUGCUCUGAGUUGUUUGGAACUGAUAAUGGUGAAAAUACAACUGUACUACGCUCAGAGACGUCUCACAAUUUAA
Molecule: messenger RNA, 1182 nt
Organism: Coccinella septempunctata (seven-spotted ladybird)
Lineage: Eukaryota; Metazoa; Arthropoda; Insecta; Coleoptera; Coccinellidae
Product: putative exonuclease GOR
Exons: 3
Coding region: 1-1182 (393 amino acids)
Cellular component (GO): nucleus
Molecular function (GO): exonuclease activity; nucleic acid binding
Source: RefSeq, a predicted model, not a curated record